CUUAGACUGGAACUUGGAAUAAGAAUUCCUAGACCACUGGGACACGGACCAAGCAGAUUCAUCCCCGAGAAGGAGACUAUUCAAGUGGGAAACGAAGACGCCAUGAUGCAUGCGCUGUUUGCGGAUUCUUUUGCUACGCUGGGCCGAUUGGACAACGUUACCUUGGUGAUGGUUUUCCACCCACAGUAUCUUGAAAGCUUUCUAAAAACUCAGCACUAUCUACUGCAGAUGGACGGCCCGCUCCCGCUCCAUUACCGACACUACAUCGGGAUAAUGGCUGCAGCACGGCAUCAGUGCUCUUACCUUGUUAACCUCCAUGUGAAUGACUUCCUUCAUGUUGGUGGAGACCCUAAAUGGUUGAAUGGUCUGGAAAAUGCACCUCAGAAACUGCAGAAUUUAGGAGAGCUGAACAAAAUGUUGGCACACCGACCCUGGCUUAUCACCAAGGAACAUAUUGAGCAACUUUUGAAGACUGAAGAGAACAGCUGGUCCCUGGCAGAGCUGAUCCAUGCAGUGGUUCUCCUCACUCAUUACCACUCCCUGGCUUCCUUCACCUUUGGCUGUGGAAUCAGCCCGGAGAUCGACUGUGAAGGGGGUCACACCUUCAGGCCCCCUUCCGUCAGUAACUAUUGCAUAUGUGAUAUUACAAAUGGUUACCACGGGGUGGACGAAAUUCAUGCCAGCCCAGCUGCAAGUAUUCCAUCUACAGAGUCUGUCUGUGAAGUUGAAGCUCUUAUGGAGAAAAUGAAGCAGCUACAGGAGUGUAGAGAUGAAGAGGAAGCCAGCCAAGAAGAGAUGGCGACACGUUUUGAGAGAGAGAAGAGAGAAAGCAUGUUUGUGUGUUCUUCAGAAGAUGAAGAAUCGGCACCAACAAGAGACGUGUCUCGUCACUUUGAGGAUACCAGCUAUGGUUACAAAGACUUCUCCAGACAUGGAAUGCACGUGCCCACCUUUCGUGUGCAGGAUUAUUCCUGGGAAGACCAUGGCUAUUCCUUGGUUAAUCGUCUCUACCCAGAUGUUGGACAACUACUUGAUGAGAAAUUUCAUAUUGCUUAUAAUCUGACUUACAACACCAUGGCCAUGCACAAAGAUGUGGAUACCUCAAUGCUAAGACGAGCUAUUUGGAACUAUAUUCACUGUAUGUUUGGAAUAAGAUACGAUGAUUAUGACUAUGGUGAAAUUAAUCAGUUGUUGGACCGCAGCUUUAAAGUUUAUAUCAAGACCGUGGUUUGCACUCCUGAAAAGACCACGAAAAGAAUGUAUGAUAGCUUCUGGAGGCAGUUUGAACACUCUGAGAAGGUCCAUGUCAAUUUGCUUCUGGUAGAAGCUCGGAUGCAAGCCGAACUACUUUAUGCUCUGAGAGCUAUUACUCGCUAUAUGACCUGA
This is a messenger RNA of Merops nubicus (carmine bee-eater), 1386 nucleotides long. It is a transcript of the gene SESN1, whose product is annotated as sestrin 1. Bases 103 to 1386 code for a protein of 427 amino acids. Gene Ontology annotation, biological process: cellular response to L-leucine; cellular response to leucine starvation; negative regulation of TORC1 signaling. The transcript has 10 exons. Gene Ontology annotation, molecular function: L-leucine binding; oxidoreductase activity, acting on peroxide as acceptor. The record is from RefSeq and is a predicted model, not a curated record. NCBI's taxonomy places the organism in Eukaryota, Metazoa, Chordata, Aves, Coraciiformes, Meropidae. Gene Ontology annotation, cellular component: nucleus.